This is a messenger RNA of Euleptes europaea (tarantolino), 3117 nucleotides long. RefSeq names its product exostosin like glycosyltransferase 3 (gene EXTL3). Gene Ontology annotation, cellular component: membrane. The record is from RefSeq and is a predicted model, not a curated record. The coding region runs from base 348 to 3107 and encodes 919 amino acids. Gene Ontology annotation, molecular function: glycosyltransferase activity. NCBI's taxonomy places the organism in Eukaryota, Metazoa, Chordata, Lepidosauria, Squamata, Sphaerodactylidae. The transcript is spliced from 5 exons.
CAUGUCUUGUUCCUUGAACAGUAAGACAGAAUGCUGAGAGAGCGGAUUACGGCUGGCUUGCUCCUGUUGUGUUUCCCUGACCCAGAGGAAACUCCUCAUUGCCAUGACAACACUGCUCCUGCUCUCCUAGCAACACCCAGUUAACUGGCGGUCAAGGAGAAGAGUUUGAUGAUUUAUUUUCCAUUGGGUCAAAGUUAUAUCCCUCAUCCUGUGGAGAAGAUGAAAUUUCCAUUCUAUUGGCCCUUUGUCAGAUUGACACAAUAACAUUCUAGUGACUUGCUAAUAAAAACUGCUUUGGUUAUGGCUACUGAUCCAACGUGAUACGGUGCGCACCAAUUCUUGGACUCAUGACUGGGUAUACCAUGUUGCGGAAUGGGGGCGUGGGGAAUGGAGGCCAGCCCUGGAUGUUACGGUGGUCCAGUAGGAUCCGGCUCACUUGGCUUAGCUUCACACUGUUCAUCAUCCUGGUCUUCUUUCCCCUUAUCGCCCAUUACUAUUUAACCACCAUAGACGAUGCAGAUGAUGCCGGCAAACGCAUCUUUGGCCCACGCACCGGCAACGAGCUGUGUGAGGUGAAGCACGUCCAGGAUUUGUGCCGCAUUAGAGAGUCGGUGAGCGAGGAGCUACUUCAGCUGGAAGCCAAGCGGCAGGAGCUCAACAGUGAGAUUGCCAAACUGAACCUCAAGAUUGAAGCUUGCAAGAAAAGCAUAGAGAACGCCAAGCAGGAUCUCCUGCAGCUGAAGAACGUCAUCAGUCAAACCGAACAUUCGUACAAAGAACUAAUGGCCCAAAAUCAGCCCAAGCUCUCUUUGCCGAUCCGGCUGCUGCCGGAGAAAGACGACUCUAACUUCCCCUUGCCAAAAUCCAACAGGAACUGCCGGUUACACAACUGCUUUGACUAUUCACGUUGCCCGUUAACUUCUGGAUUCCCAGUGUAUGUCUACAACAGUGACCAGUAUCAUUUUUCGAGCUCGUUAGACCCCCUAGUUAGGCAAGCCUUUGAGUCAACUGUCAGAACUAAUGUGUACGUUACUGAAAAUGCAAACAUUGCUUGUAUAUACGUAAUCUUAGUGGGAGAAAUUGAGGAACCCGUAUUGCCAAAACCUACUGAAAUAGAGCAACAAUUGCACACACUGCCAUAUUGGAGGUCUGAUGGACACAACCAUCUCAUUAUUAACUUAUCCAGGAAGUCUGAGACUCAGAACUUUCUUUAUAACAUCAGUACCGGGCGGGCCAUGAUUGCCCAGUCCACCUUUUAUGAUGUACAGUAUCGCCCAGGUUUUGAUCUUAUAGUGUCUCCUCUGGUCCAUGCAAUGUCUGAACCUAAUUUCCUAAAGAUCCCACCCCAGGUGCCAGUCAAGCGGAAAUACUUAUUCAGCUUCCAAGGGGAGAAGGUGGAGUCUCUCCGGUCCAGUUUGCAAGAGGUACGUUCAUUUGAGGAGGAAAUUGAAGGCAAUGCCCCAGCAGACUAUGAUGAUAGGAUCAUUACCACCCUGAAGGCUGUUCAAGACAGCAAGCUGGACUUUGUCUUGGUGGAAUUCACUUGUAAGAACCAACCUAAGGCAAGUCUGCCCACUGAGUGGGCUCUUUGUGGGGAAAGGGAGGACAGACUAGAGCUACUGAAACUAUCUACUUUUGCACUGAUAAUCACCCCAGGGGACACCCAUCUCGUGAUCUCUGCAGGGUGUGUAAUGAGACUCUUUGAGGCUCUGGAAGUUGGAGCUAUCCCAGUGAUCCUUGGAGAGCAGGUCCAGCUGCCCUAUCAUGAUGUGAUCCGGUGGAACGAGGCAGCCUUAAUAAUACCAAAGCCACGUAUCACAGAAGUGCACUUUCUUCUGCGAAGCAUUUCUGAUAAUGACCUCUUGGCCAUGAGGAGGCAGGGACGUUUCUUGUGGGAGACCUAUUUUUCCACCUCAGAAAGUGUCUUCAACACAGUCUUGGCCAUCAUAAGGACUCGAAUCCAAAUCCCAGCUAUUCCCAUUCGUGAGGAAAUGGCAGUGGAGAUCCCUCACCGAUCAGGCAAAGCUGCUGGCACAGACCCCAACAUGGCAGACAACGGGGACUUAGACCUGGGGCCGGUGGAAACAGAGCCACCCUACUCAUCUCCCAAAUACCUGCGCAAUUUUACCCUCACAGCAAUGGAUAUCUACAGAAAUUGGAACUCUGCUCCUGGGCCGUUCCAUCUCUUUCCCCACACGCCCUUUGAUCCUGUCUUACCAUCAGAAGCCAAGUUUUUAGGGUCUGGGACUGGGUUUCGGCCUAUUGGUGGAGGAGCUGGUGGCUCUGGAAAGGAGUUCCAAGCUGCAUUAGGUGGCAAUGUCCCCAGGGAGCAAUUUACGGUAGUAAUGUUAACCUACGAGCGAGAGGAAGUAUUAAUGAACUCCUUGGAGAGGCUCAAUGGUCUUCCCUAUUUAAACAAAGUUGUUGUAGUCUGGAAUUCCCCCAAGCUUCCAUCAGAAGAUCUCCUGUGGCCAGACAUUGGUGUCCCAAUUGUGGUUGUGCGCACAGAGAAGAACAGCCUGAACAACCGAUUUCUGCCCUGGGAUGAGAUUGAGACAGAAGCCAUUUUGUCUAUUGACGAUGACGCCCACCUUCGCCACGAUGAGAUCAUGUUUGGAUUCCGGGUUUGGAGAGAAGCCAGGGACCGCAUUGUUGGGUUCCCUGGACGGUACCACGCAUGGGACAUCCCUCAUCAGUCCUGGCUCUACAACUCCAAUUACUCCUGUGAACUGUCCAUGGUGCUGACGGGUGCUGCCUUCUUUCACAAGUACUAUGCCUACCUGUAUUCCUAUGUGAUGCCACAGGCCAUCCGUGAUAUGGUAGAUGACUACAUCAACUGUGAGGAUAUUGCUAUGAACUUCCUGGUCUCUCAUAUCACGAGGAAGCCACCCAUCAAGGUGACUUCCCGCUGGACCUUCCGCUGCCCCGGCUGCCCUCAGGCACUUUCUCACGAUGACUCUCACUUCCACGAGCGGCACAAAUGCAUCAACUUCUUUGUCAAAGUGUACGGCUACAUGCCGUUGCUGUACACCCAGUUCCGCGUGGACUCUGUUCUCUUCAAGACCCGGCUGCCCCAUGAUAAGACAAAAUGCUUCAAGUUCAUCUAAACGGAACACG